AUGAAGCUGGAGCUCCAAGACGUCGAUUUUGCCGACGGCGGCCAACUCGCCCUCGUACAAGCCGCCGCCUCGGCCAGCGACGACCUCCUACAGGCCCUUCACCCCGGCCUGUCCUUUGACGCGGCCGUCGCGGCGUCCAAGGAGCGCUGGCUCAGCGUCUACGGCUUUGCGCCGUGGCACCACAAAAAGGUCGUCGAUGCGGACACUGGCAAGAUUGUGGCCGUCUCGCGAUGGAUGGUGGAGGAGGCGCAGCUUCCUUUCCUGCCCCCGCGCACAGGUAUCCCAGCAGGGGCUGUUAUUCCACCGAGACAGAGACCCGCGACGCUCGACCUGGAUCUUGCCAUGCGGUUCGGCGAGCAAGCAGGCGCUGUAUUUGAUCGAUGUGUCCAAGAGCGUCCUAACAUGACUCUUGACAUGUGGAGUGUUCUCCCUGAAUAUCGCGAGUCGGACGCAGCCAAUCUGAUGCUAAAAUGGGCGACCAAGUUUGCAGAUGAGCAGAGCAUAGUCUGCUACCUGGAAUCUGGCCCGGCAGAAUCUUCAAUAUAUUUGAAGCAUGGCUUUGAGAGCUUUGAUACUAUUGCGGUGUCGACCCGUGGAGGAGACGUAACCCGAGAGGCAUUGGUGCGAGAUCCCAAAGCUCGCACCGACAUAUAA
Messenger RNA from Akanthomyces muscarius, 654 nucleotides. RefSeq lists its product as uncharacterized. NCBI's taxonomy places the organism in Eukaryota, Fungi, Ascomycota, Sordariomycetes, Hypocreales, Cordycipitaceae. The record is from RefSeq and is a predicted model, not a curated record. The coding region runs from base 1 to 654 and encodes 217 amino acids. The transcript has 3 exons.